Molecule: messenger RNA, 7486 nt
Organism: Pocillopora meandrina
Lineage: Eukaryota; Metazoa; Cnidaria; Anthozoa; Scleractinia; Pocilloporidae
Source: the annotation of a GenBank genome assembly
CUUCAUCAGGUAACACCCUUUACAUAAAUGAAAAGCACUGCUGAGAAAUAUUUUAGCUGAAAAACAUGCAUAAAGCAUGCAAAAAAUUUGUAUGUAAGUGCAUAUAAAUGUCACCAAUGUGUCUCUAAAUUGCACAUAUACACACAUAAGCAUAUAUAAAUCUGUCUCAUUAGUGUGUUUUAGCUAACUUUGUCUUUCCAUUGUUGACAGGUAAUUUUUCUAUAGCAUUAACUAGUUGCACUAAAAUACUACAUGGCUAAAAACUAGUAUAGACUUGUUUGUCUCAAUGUCUGCUUAAGCUGACUUUCCUAAUAUGCUGUUACUUAUGUAGGCAACUUCAUAAAGACCUAACCACUUUUCUUGUGAUACUGAUGGCUCAGUAUGGCUUACACUUGUAACAUAGGUCUUCUCUCCUCUGCUUUAAACACCGUGCACCUCAGUUGAAGUUUUGUUCCAACUAAGUCAUUUUGGUUUUUUUUCAAAUUUAAGGGAAUGGCCAAGCUAUCACUCAGAUUACACAUAUGCAUGGGGGAAAGCUCAGCAAAAGGGUCACUCCCUCUUGUUCUUGUUGUUGGUGCUUCUUUUUUUUUUUUUUUUUUUUUUGGGGGGGGGGGGAGGUUUUAGAGUCCUGCAUCUGAGAAAGUGUGACCUAUGACCCCUCAUACCUAUAUAUACCUAUUUUUUACAACAACUGAUCAUGUAUUUAAGUGAAGUUGUUUCAGCCAUUUACACCAUUACAUUAGUAUGCAAAUUCUCAUACUGUUUUCUGUACAUUUCUUGUGAUUCUUACAAGGAUAAUUUUUCUAACAAGCAAGAGCUUCUUGAGUUCAUAAUCAUUUCCUUUAUUCUCACUGGAGAUACUGUCAGGAGAAAUCAGAUGCUUAUAUUCCUAUGGGAGUAAAGGGUUUCAAACUGGGUUAUGUUGUAACACUGUUGCUAUUGCCAACUCCUAUUGUGUUUGAACUGUAUGAUUGGCCGCUGUGAAAACUUUUUUAGUUUAGAUCCCCUCGAGACGCGUUCGAUUGCGAAGUAAGAAAAAAGCCCGACGAGUCAAUAUGUAUAUUAAGGCCUAUUUACACGGCACGACUUUGUCGCGUGCGACAAGCUUACGACAGGCCUACGACAUGACUUAAGAGUCGUAAGCGAGUUGUAGGUUUGAUUUACACGAAACAAUUCGUGUCGUAAGCCUGUCGUAAGCUUGUCGCAUGCGACAAAGUCGUACCGUGUAAAUAGGCCCUUACACAUACCAGUUGUUAAGGCGCGGCAAGCUUGUGGGCUCAAAAAUUCCGGAAGUUGGCACGGAACUCCAUCUAAGUCGGAACAAACUAUGUCAUCCGUAUCGUUGAAGAUGGAAGAUAGCCUGAAAGAGUUGAUUCAAAUUUUUUUGAAAAAUCGGGGAGAAGUAGAACUUGGACAUGCAAUUCUACAACUUUCUCGAGCUAACCGUAAAGUUGUGUCAGAUUUUGGGGCGCAAGAGUUUGUCAAUAAGUUUCCAAUACUUUUCCAGACCAGGCGAACGAAAUCGAAAGUAAUGUUGAGGUUGGACGUUCCUCUCGAGUUUUGUCCUCAAGCGGGGAAAAAAGGUGGAUGUACUGAUAUGAGGUGUUUUCGUCUUCAUUUGUGCCCUUUCUUUGUCAAAGAAACCUGCAAAUUUGGUGACAAGUGCAAAAGGUCUCACGAUUAUCAAGACGAACAUGCGAUGCGCAUUCUGCAACACUUCCGCCUUAGCUUUCUUGACCUUAGUCUUCUUCAAGGUAUACUGAAGAUGAUUGUUGACGAGAGUGAGAUUCAGCGAGCGGCUGCCGGUCGCUCUUUACCAGACAUCUGUAUAUUCUACAACAACAAGAGUGGUUGUAAGAAAGAAGAAAAUUGUCCCUGUCUUCACGUGUGUGAGCACUUCGUCGAUGGCGAUUGUAAAUUCGGCGGAGAAUGCAAAAGAGACCACGACUUCUCUGAUUCACAUAACAGAAAAGUUCUUCAGCAGUAUGAUAUGGGGCACAUCAGUAUCCAUAAAGUGCUUCAACUACUUAAGGGCAGGGAAAGGAAGAGAACUGUUAACGCAAGUUCUGACGGUAAGGUCCGAAUAGUUAAUAAUUAACAACUGUAUAUGUUAGCUCAGUUCUCCAACAAAGUUUUCUCUUAAAAAAGGAAAGGAGUCAGUUUAGACAUUCAUUUAGGAUAUAAGCUUACGACUAUUAUAUGCGAUCAACUUACACCACAACUUUCACAUGAAUUCUGCCUUCUGAAACAUAUAUGAAACAACUUUCAAACAGACUUGUACAACAGGAAAUAUGAAUAGUUGGGUAUUUUGAAUAAACAUUGUAUUGAAAUAUUGAUCUCAUAGCCUUUAGCGAGAUAUGAAUCACGGAUGGACAAAAAUCAUGCUGACACUUAAACAAUUAAACAAGUGCCUUAAAAAGUUUGUUUCAUGGGCAAUAAAGUGUGACAGAGUUUUCUACAGUCAUUUAUUGAUGAAUUUUAAAAUUUGUUUAACUUUUCCCAUAAUACAGGUAGCAUUUGCUCACAUGCUGUCAACCCCAGUCAAGAUGACAAAGGCAAAGAUACUGAGAUUUGUGGAUUCCACUUGCGUGGCAAGUGUAACUAUGGCAAUAACUGCGUCCAUCACCAUACAGAUUUACCCUAUUUAUGGCAAUUUGCUGCACAGGGUGAUGACCAGUGGGAAAGUUUUUCAAAUGAAGAGAACACAAUCCUCGAGAAUUGUUACUGUGAUGUCAAAAAUGAACACUCUAGUCGUGUAACAAUAAAAGGAUCUAUUUAUCUUGUUAACUUCCAGGAUAUGACUGCUGUUCCAGUUUCAUUUCCAGGUACCACAGCAAAGAUGUUAAAAUUGAGAGGGGAAAGUGGGUUUAUUUAAUAUGUGACAUUCAAAUAUCCUGUAAUAGACAAUUAUGACAGAAACAACUUUUUUUUUGGGAGAGCACCAAAGCUACCUUCUGGUCCAUGUCAGGAUGAAAAAAAGAUGAUGUAUAGGAAAAUGGGCCUUAGCUAGCUAGAGAAGGCUUGGUAUGUAAAAAGAGGCAAAAUGUUUUCUGUCCAACCUGCUUCAUUUUCUCUAGAAAAACAUUUGAAAAGCGUUAGGACCAACCACAUGAAAUACAAAAAGAUGCCAGCCUUUUAUUAUUGAAUUAAUUACUUUGCUUGGUGCAUGAAGUUGCUUUUAAAUUGAUCUGACCAUUCUUUUAUUGUUGUUAAUUGUUAACUUGUGUGAAAUCCAUUAUAAAGGAAACAGGUUUCAGCUUUUAGAAAAGAGAGGAUGACCUUCUCUUGUGGUUAAACACUCAUUUCAAAACUUUACCAUUCACAAAUAGAACUGAAGAAUAACAGGUAUACCCUUGUCUUGACUAAAGUUGGGGCUAACAGUUUUUAUUAUUGUUUUCUGUAAGUGUGUAAGACCACUGAGACUGUAAUAAAGGUUCGGAGACUAUCCACCAUGUCAUCAGCAGUUGCUGCAGCAGGCCAUGUGUUCAGCACCAGAUGGGAGUGGUACUGGAAAGAUGAGAACAACAAGUGGCAAUCAUAUGAUACUCCUGGUGAUGGACAUGCUGUGAACACAACUAGCAGUCAGUGUUUUGAAAGAGAGUAUCAAGCAGGUAAGGUAGAAAAGAAAUGACUGUAUGCUUUAAUGAAAGUGGAAGAAAAUGUAUUUGUUUUGCAGAGAGACCUUUGAGAUAUUAUAGCUGUGAUAGCAGUAGUCUUCCCAAAAGCUGUCCUCUCACAUGUAUAUGAUUUAGAAGGGACUUUCUGGUAAGCUUGGUGACUAUGUAAUAAAGAAGGAAUUCAAGGGGCUAUGGCAGGUAGGGUGGAGUCUAGGUAGAUGCAGUGGUCUGGUGGCUUGUCGGUUGGAGUCUAGAUUGAAAGUCUUGGUUGAAGCUUAGUUCUUGUUGCACAAGACACUCUACUCUCACAUACCCUUUUCUACCUAGGAAUGUAAAUAAUAGGUACCAGCAAACUGUUUGAGAAUGAAAACUUGCAGGGGUAACCCAAGGAUGGUGUGGGAUCCCCCAUGAAGGGGAAACUAGUAAUACUUGUUGUGUCCUUAUGUUACUGAGACUAGAAUAACCUUUGGCAGGAUGAAGCUUGAAGUCUUGCAACUUGUUAACUUGCUUUGCCAUGGAGCAAAGUAUUCAAAAUUUAAUCUCUUUUAGCCAUAUAUUAACCCUGUAACUAUCAGAAGUGAUUAAAUUGUAACUUCUCCCUAUAAUAUACAUACUCUUAAUCCAGGAAACAGGCAAUGGGAAUACUCAAACUUACCAGGUGGAAGUUUUUAUCUCAAUCUACAAUGUAACACCAAAUUCUUGUGUCUAAUUUCCAAGGAAAUGUGUGGCAGCUAGUGGGGAGAAUUAAAAAUCAGAUCUGUGGAGUUAAAGGGUUUAAUUUUGCUUGCUUGCUUGUUUGUUUGUUUGUUUUCUUUUUAGGGAAGGACACUCACCCUUUUAGUGCUUCUCAUCACCAAUACACUUUGGACUUUAAAAGAUGGUGCCAGAAAAAUAACAAGUAUAAGACAGAAAGGCCUGUCAGAAGGAGACCAGCUGAGUUUGUGUCCAAACAUAAUAUAGCAGAUAUUGUCUCUCAAAGGUGAUUAUAUUACAAUUUUGCAAUGUUUGAAAGCACAAGGUGGGGUGGGGAGGUGUACUUUUCGAGAGCAAAACUUCAAAGAUAUGACAGAGGUUAUCACUCAGAGGUGAUUACUCUGCAAUGUUGUCAUGUUUGAAAGUACAGGGUGGAAGGGGUGGAGCAAGAUUUUAAAGAUAUGCCAAAGAAAUUAUCACUCAGAGGUUAUUGUUUUACAAUGUGGUGAUGUUUGAAAGCACAGUGUGGGAGGGAGUACUUUUAAAAUGCAAGACUUUAAGAUAUGACAAAGAGAUUAUCACUCAGAAGUGAUUAUUCUACAAUGUUGUGAUGUUUGAAAGCACAUGGUGGGGGAUGGGGAUACUCUAAGAUAUAACAAAGGUAAGUAAACACCUUUAAACUGGAAUUUGUUUAGAAUUAGUCUGCAAAGAAACUAUUUUAAUUUGAAACCCUCUCUGUAUUCAUGCAAAGUGAAGGGUUUGAUUUUCCUUUUCUUUACCACAUUAAAGAUAAUUUUUUCACGGAGCAGUUAACAUGUGAAAUAGCCAUACCAUAAUAUGAAUAUACAGCUGUUUUGAGAAAGUUUGUCGAAAAAAGAAAGGUGUAAAAGUGCACGCAAUGCCUGGGUAGUUUUCAGGUCGCGGUUCCUAAACCUCAGGAUUUCAGAAUCCCAGAAAACGUCACUGAAAAGAAAAGGAAUAGCGGGUUGAUGAAUCUAUCUAUUUAUUUGAAUUGUUAAAAUUUACUGAUUCCUGAAUGCCCAGACUACCUUUCGAGAUCGUCGUGUGCACUUUUGUGCUUUAUUCCAACAACCUUUCUUGAAACAACUGUAUUAAAUCAACAUAAUGUUUCUUUCCUUCACAUAAUGUAUUUUUAAUAAGCCUGUUCCAGGGUAAAGUUGGUGAUUUUUACUUUCUUUAUUAGGCGUAAAGCAGUCAGUAUGGCCCGACCAUCCACUUCGGCAGAGGCGGACAGGGUGCCAUCCCACUGGUCUUCUAUUCCUGAUGGCAAGGAUUACUUGUGUGAACGUUUGUCAACCAUCACUGAAGAAUACAAGAAGACAGAGAAGAGAUUCAAUGAUUCAAUGGAAAAGAGCCACAAAAUUGUCUCCAUAGAGCGAGUGCAGAACCUGGAACUGUGGAUUCAAUAUGCACAGUAAGUUAUGAGUUGAAGGACAUAGGAUAGGCUUGACGGCUUCUUUUGUUUAACCCUUUGGCACCUAAAAGUGACUAGCAUUUAAUUUCUCCUCACAAUAUCACCCCUGAAUCAAACAUGAAGGCGACGAGAAUUAAGAAGUUGAUCACCAACCAAAGAAGCUCUUGAUUGUUCAACAAAUUCUCCUCAUCAGCACCAUAGGAAGUGUGUAGAGAACAGUAAGGAGAACAUGCAUACUGAUGCUACAGUGUAAAGGGUUAAGUGGUUCGCCUAUUUCCAUUGCCGCCAUUUGAUAGUUUUUUUGUUUUAAUUCCGCUAAGUGAAGGAAAUCGUUUAGCUCAUUUUCAGUCUUGUGGCACUCUAAGAUGAUAUGACAGAAUGAUUUUUUAACGGGUAGAUUCCACGUUACGGUGCGUCUGUUCAGUAAUAGAUCACAGUUGACGUCAAAAUGUGCUGAGAACAAAAACUAUUGUUGCUGACGUUCUUACCACAUUUUGACGUCUUCAGUGAUCUAUUACUGAACAGACCCACAGCAACAUUGAAUCUAUUUGUUUUAUGUAAUGAAAAAGCAAAAUGCAGUUAAUGAUGACCAAUCAAAAUGCACGUAGAAUUCGGCUUAUCAUAUGGGUUAAGAUUUUGCCGAAAGUUAAAGAGACAAAAGCUCAAAAAGGUGGCACCAAGUAUCUUACACAAGAUUGCUGAACGUAUUUUUACAUCCUUUUUUUCCUUCGUGAUUUGUAGGAAGAAGGGCCGCAUGGCCAAGAAAAGCGGCAAAGAGCCCGAAGAACGCCAACUCUUCCAUGGAACAAAACCUGACACUGUCAAAGCAAUCUGCCAACAGGGAAUCGACUGGCGAAUGUGUGGAAAACAUGGUACAGCUUAUGGCGAGGGAAGUUAUUUUGCUUCUAGUGCUAAGUAUUCUCACCGUUAUUCCAAUCACGGUGUUACUCGUGGUAAUAAGCAGAUGUUCUUGGCUAAGGUUCUGGUGGGUUCUUUUACAGCUGGAGACAAAUCUUUUAAAAGGCCUCCUCCUAAAGAUUCAUCCAAUCCACAUGUGUUGUAUGACUCCUGUUGUGACAACACAGCGAAUCCGGCAUUGUUUGUUGUGUUUGAAAAUGGGCAGUCCUAUCCUGAAUUUUUGAUCACUUACACAUGAUUUAUUAACUUUCUUUGUUUACCGUGAUAUAAUGAACAAUAAUGUAACGAAACGUAACGAAAUGGCACAUCUUGUAGCCACCUAAGGGAUGGUAAUGUGACCUGAGGUAGCAAAAUGAACUGUAAAGUAACGUAACAUAUCAAUGAUACUGCAUACCAUCAUAGUCAAAAUGUGCUCUUCUCAGCAUAAGUCGAUAGAUGAGUUCAAGUGCUUUAUUUUCUUAAUGUUUUUUGAAAUAGUUUUCAUUUACUUUAAUGACAGUUUUAAAUAUUCAAAACAGAUUAACGCCGUAUCGUCAAAGAGGAUUCAUUCUUCUCUAAAUAAGAAGAGAUAAAAAUUUGAUAGUUUUUUUUUUAUAUAUAUUUACAAGUAGUCCAUGAAAUUUUGGAAAAUUCCUUUAAAGGUGGAAAAAAAGUAAAGUAGAAGAAAUAAGAAGAAAUUAAAAGUAAUGAAAUAACAUAAAUAUAGUGGGUGAGUUUCUAAAGAAACUGUGGUGUUGCAUCGGUGGGAGAGUAUAACGGGGUAAUUUGGUAUUAUCAACUGAGUUGGUAAUGUAAAUUGGUCAUCGCAAAGAGUUGCAGAGCU